Messenger RNA from Metarhizium album ARSEF 1941, 1611 nucleotides. RefSeq names its product DUF1237 domain protein. Gene Ontology annotation, biological process: carbohydrate metabolic process. The transcript is spliced from 10 exons. The record is from RefSeq and is a predicted model, not a curated record. Lineage: Eukaryota; Fungi; Ascomycota; Sordariomycetes; Hypocreales; Clavicipitaceae. The coding region runs from base 1 to 1611 and encodes 536 amino acids.
AUGAGGAUGCCCUCGCUCAGGCUCACGGCUGUGGCUGCUCUGGUCGCCGUCCUUUCCGCCGCGCAGGCAUCUUGGCAAGAUUACAAGGCACAAGCGCGCACGCCGGCCUCGUGUCCCGACUACGCCGACUAUUCGCGCGAACCACAUGCGCCCUUCACCGAGGGGCCGUUGAACUUGCCCUUUAUGCGGCCUAUUGAGGCGUGUCGCACCUUUACAAGUCCUGUGGUUGAGAAAGUCAUUCGCGAAAUGAAGUCGCGGAUUCGAGACGCCGACCUGGCCAGGUUGUUCGAAAACACGUUCCCCUCGACCUUGGAUACCACGGUCAAGUAUUUCGACCCCGAGGCCAAUUUGGCAUUCAUCGUCACCGGCGACAUAACGGCCCAGUGGCUCCGCGACACGGGCAACCAGUUUGCCCACCUAUACAGGCUUCUGCCGGAGGAUGACAACCUCCGGGACCUCGUCAGGGCCGUCAUCAACACCGAGGCGCGGUACAUCUCCCGAUAUCCCUAUUGCGGCGCGUUCCAGCCGCCGCCCGAGUCGGGGCUUCAGCCCACGGUGAAUGACUACGCCGUCGGAGUCAAGGUCAACCCGCCCGUGGACAACCAGACCGUCUUCGAGUGCAAGUACGAGCUGGACUCUCUGGCCGGCUUCCUCAAAAUCUCCCGCUCGUACUACCAAAACACGCAAGACACAUCCUUCAUCAAUGACAACUGGGAAAACGCCAUACGCAGCAUCUUCCAGACCAUCCACGAACAAUCCCAGAGCACCUGGUCCCAAAGCUGGCAGUUCGUCAGCUUCUUCAACUGGACGGGCACGCCCGGUUCUCUCUCGCCAGCCGUGCCCAACAGCGGCAACGGCGAGCCCAAGCGCGCCAACGGCCUCGUCGCCUCGAGCCAUCGCCCAUCCGACGACCUGUGCGUCUUCAACUUCAUCACCUCCGACAACGCCAUGCUAGCCGUGGAGCUCGAACACAUAUCCAACAUGCUCGACAGCACCCGCAAACUAAGCAGCGUCUCCAGCCAGGCACGCCAGCACGCCCGCACCAUCCGCGACGCAGUCCACCAACACACCAAGACGCCCGACAACAUCUUCGCCUACGAGACAAACGGCUACGGCGGCCAGUACGUCAUGGACGACGCCAACGUGCCGAGCCUCGUAUCCCUCCCGUACCUCGGAUUUCUGCCCAGAGACGAUGACGUCUACAGGAAGACAAAGGAGGCCAUGUUCUCGCGCUUGAACCCGUACUACGCCGUUGGCGAGAAAUUCGAGGGAAUCGGUGGCCCUCACGUCAAUGCCACUUAUCCCUGGCCCAUGUCUCAGGUGUCGGCGAUUUUCGGCACUGACGACGACGAAGAGAUUGAGGAGCGUCUCAAGCUCAUUCUUGAAAGCACGUCCGGGCUGGGCCUUAUCCAUGAGAGUGUGAAUAUGAACAAUGCUAGUGACUUUACGCGACCGUGGUUUGCGUGGGCGAAUAGCUAUUUUGCCGAGAUGAUGUUGGAUUUGGCCGAAAGGAAGCCGUGGACAAUUUUCAAGGACAACACGUCUUAUAUCGCUGGAACGGCGGAGGCUGAUGAAGAAAGAAGCACUGGGCCGACUCGCUGGGCAUUGUGA